This is a messenger RNA of Hyaloscypha bicolor E, 1087 nucleotides long. RefSeq lists its product as uncharacterized. Lineage: Eukaryota; Fungi; Ascomycota; Leotiomycetes; Helotiales; Hyaloscyphaceae. The coding region runs from base 13 to 804 and encodes 263 amino acids. The record is from RefSeq and is a predicted model, not a curated record. The transcript is spliced from 2 exons.
CAUCUCACCACCAUGCGAGUCCUCCUCCUUGGAGCGACCGGGAACCUGGGCAGCCGCUGUCUCCCCGCUCUGGUUGCCCACAAGCACGUCGUCACAGUCUUCGUUCGCAAUAGCUCCAAACUUCGAGCCAUGAUGUCCCCCGCACUGCUCGCGGAAGCUAACGCAAUUGUAGAGGGGGACGCGACGGACUCUACAGCUCUGGAGAAGGCCAUUCUCGACCACGACAUCGAAGGCAUCAUCGACGUAGCCGGAAACAUAGUACCACCCUGGAAGGAGUUCCUGCUUCCCAAAAUUGCCAGUGCUGUGAGGGACGCAGCUGUUGCAGUUGGGAAGCAGAGAGGGAAGCCGUUGAGAGCAUGGAUCACAUCCCAUCUGGGGAUUCUGGAGUAUCCAGGGACCAGUUAUCUCAUCCAAGACUUCGUGCCAAACUUUGCUAGUUCUCAACACCAGGCAACACGUGAUGUUGUUGAAGCAAUUCCAACGCAUGAUUUGAAAUGGUCGUUAGUUGCCGUCACGAGGAUGGUACCGUUGGAUCUUAAGCAAGGUCUCUUUGAGCCACUCAAUGCAUCACAAUCUCAUGACCUUCUUGUGGGAGCGACUGCUCCUCCAGCCUGGGAGAGCACAUGGUUGGGGAGUGUUCCAUUGAUUGGACCUCCUCUAAAUGCAAUCUAUGUCUGCCUUGUGUUGUAUCCGACGAAAUAUGAAGCCGUUGCUGAUUUUCUGGCUGAAGAUUUGGAGAAGGAAAAUUCGGAGUGGGUUGGCAAGAAGGUUGGCAUGAAGGAGAAGAGCAGAAAAGACAUUUGAGGAGUGGCUUGCGCAGAAGGAGUUCGGGUUAAUUUUUAUUUCUACAACAGUAGUAGGUGACGGAGUAGGACGCAAUUGUUCGAUACGGCGUGUUCGGGGGAACUGGGGACAUUGCCUCAUGGGAAUCAUGGCCCUUGCUGUGACUACUUUAUGAACUCUUGCUCAAAGCCUCUCUCUGUCUCGCAUACAUCGCAGCUUCGAAGGCGGUCGCCAACUCGACGCCCUUUAGAUCUACCAAAGGAAGGAGAUUACUCCCGUAAAAACCACUGCCAAACAAGUCAGC